AUGGACGUGGAUGCUUCUCUGAUCGGAAAUAACAAUGCUGCUUGUUGUGGAUUAGCCAGAAAUUCAGAAGGUGAAUGGAUAAGGGGCUUCACUUGUAACCUUGGUAAUAUCCCUAUCAGUAUAACAGAGGUCAAAGCUAUCCAACUAGGAAUGGAGACUUGUAGAAGUAGGAAAAUUGAGAAAGCCCACAUUUUUUCAGAUUCAUUUGAUGUUGUCAAUUUUUUCUAUAAAGGAGUUCUAGAUUCCUACCCCUUCUAUGAAGAGGUUACAGUUGUACAGGAGUUGAUUGUCACUCAACAAGAUUACAAGAUUCUCCAUGCCCCUCGUGAAGCUACUCUUUAUGCUGAUUUUCUUGCAAAGCAAGCCCACCAUCAUCCUUGCGAUCUAAUACAACUGCUUGAAGCCCCUAGGGGAUGUGAAGUUUAUCUCCUAGCUAACAAGAGUGGGAUUAUACCCAUAGCUUCUAACAUUAUCUAG
Molecule: messenger RNA, 477 nt
Organism: Prosopis cineraria
Lineage: Eukaryota; Viridiplantae; Streptophyta; Magnoliopsida; Fabales; Fabaceae
Exons: 1
Coding region: 1-477 (158 amino acids)
Molecular function (GO): RNA-DNA hybrid ribonuclease activity; nucleic acid binding
Source: RefSeq, a predicted model, not a curated record